Molecule: messenger RNA, 2830 nt
Organism: Venturia canescens
Lineage: Eukaryota; Metazoa; Arthropoda; Insecta; Hymenoptera; Ichneumonidae
Gene: Abi
Product: tyrosine kinase Abl
Exons: 4
Coding region: 198-1571 (457 amino acids)
Biological process (GO): neuron migration
Cellular component (GO): lamellipodium; SCAR complex; actin-based cell projection
Molecular function (GO): SH3 domain binding; signaling adaptor activity
Source: RefSeq, a predicted model, not a curated record
UCAUAACUCUUCUGAUUUUUGAAAAGGGAAUGGUGGGGAGAGCUCACGCAGACGACGUGAUAGUAUGAUAGUGUCUAACCGUACAUAAAUGUGUGCUGACGUAGGGUAUUGGGAGGAGUUUCGAUAAGUUUGAAAGAUUCACGAAACAAGCGGAAUCGUAAAACUCUUGGAGUACUAGUAAAAAAAGACAGUAAAAAAUGGCAGAAUUAGCGGCUUUGUUGCGUCAGGACAUACCAGAAGGGAGGACAAAUUUGGCUGACAGUCACACGAACUUGGAGCGUGUAGCAGAAUACUGCGAAGCUAAUUAUUUUCAAGCUGAAAACAAAAGGAUUGCUUUGGAGGAGACGAAGAAUUACACGACUCAGUCGUUAGCAAGUGUUGCCUACCAGAUAAACACUUUGGCUUACAAUUUUUUACAACUAUUAGAUUUGCAGACUUCUCAGUUGGCCGAAAUGGAAAGUCAGAUGAAUCAUAUCGACCAAACAGUAAUGAUACACAAAGAAAAAGUAGCAAGAAGAGAAAUCGGUGUUCUGACAGCCAACAAGAUGACAACAAGGCAAUACAAGAUCAUAGCACCGGCAAAUCCUGAGAAACCUAUUAAAUACGUGAGAAAAUGUAUUGAUUAUACGAUUCUUGAUGAAAUUGGUCACGGUGUAAGAAGCUCAGGAACUCCCAGAAGCAAACAACGAGGCGGCAGUCAAGGCAGUGUUCAGAGCUUAGGCGCAGCCUCCACUGGAUCUGGUUUAGCAGCGGCUAUGGUUGGUCCUGCACCAACAACGAAACCACCCACUCCUCCACAAACCGUGCGAACUGGAACUCUCAGUAAAGGCUCUCGCGAAUAUAGGACUCCCCCAGCUGUCGCACCGCCUCAAGUUCCCAGCCACUAUGCGCCGAAUUAUCCUCUCGGCCAUCCCAGACGAGAAAGAGGACCUGGCUACAGCACUCUACCUCUCCACGCUCACACCACUUCUCAUUCCACCCACAAUAACAAUCACAAUUCCAUCUCCAACACCAUUGGCCAACACACUUCGCCACCUCAAAUUGGCACUGUUCAUCCUCUUCAAAGUCAUCCCCAGAUCCCACCACCCGCGCCACCCAGUGUCACAGGAUCCUCUGGUUACUCGUCCGAACAACAUAAUAGCAUGCCACCCCCUCCAUCGCCAUUGGUUGGAAUUGGCAGCGAUUUGGGCGAUUAUACCGGACAUCACACGUUACCACACAGGCUGUCACAUCAGAUAAGUCGCAGCAGCGGAGCGAGUAGUCCACCGCUGCCUCCGCCACCACCACCCGAGCAGGACGAACAUCCGCAAUUCGGACGCCCUCAACAAUCCAGCGGUGCGAUAAUGCCGAUUGUACCCGAUGAGGAAGAUUUACCAGGCUGGGUGCCCAAAAAUUAUAUCGAAAAAGUCGUCGCGAUUUACGAUUAUUACGCCGACAAAGAGGACGAGCUGAGUUUCCAGGAAAGCAGCGUAAUUUAUGUGUUGAAGAAGAACGAUGAUGGAUGGUGGGAGGGCGUGAUGGAUGGUAUAACGGGUCUGUUUCCGGGUAAUUACGUCGAACCAUGUGUCUAAAAUUAUUUUGGCUGGUAAUCAGCCAAACUACGAAAUAUCGAGGCUUCAGAGAAGGACGUCAAUAGUUUAUUAUUAAUUAUUCUAUCGAUGAAUAAUUCAAGUUCUUCGUGAAAGGCGUUCCUUAUUGAAUUUUUUCUUUUCGCAUGUCAUCCAAAAUCACGGAGCACCCGUUGAAUAUCAAGAAAAUUUUUAGCCCACAAAACUGGAAUACGUAAAUAAAAAUUAAUUUUAAAUGACUUUUUUCGGGAGUACGAUUAAUGUUUGAUUGCUGAGGAAAGGAAUUUAGGCACAUGAAUCAACGUAAAUAGAAUGUAAGCAAACUCUCGUAAUUUUUCGAUCCCCGUAUGAAUAAAUUUCAUAUUUAUGGAUGUGUGUACACAGUUUUGGUAUGGCAAGUAUCGAUUUGAUCUUGACCAAUUGUUAGCUCAUAAUUUUUAUACUAGUUUUUCUGCAUCGAAAUAUUCAUUUCAUUUUCUUACUAAAUCCAAUGACAAUUUGCCUGAGUUUUUAUUUCCCUCAUUUUGCCAACACAAUUUCACUUUCUUUCAGUUUGAAAUACUCAUUUCCAAUUCCCAUUGGAUGCUUGUAUUUUGGAUAUUUCAAAAAAAUUAGUAUUCUUUUAAAACUCAGUAAAAUCGUGUGAAAAAUUGAAGCAAAAGUAAAGUUCGAAACUUUUCGUGUACACGUUGAUAAAUAUGAACUUUGAAUCGUACAAAGAAAUAUAUCAUGGAAUCCUCCCUCCAAAUCAAACGAAAGCGAGAAAAAUGAGUCAAACUUUUGUAAACUCGGGCGAAAAGUUGUAUUUUUCGAGAUAAAAGAAAAACCAAGAGAAACGAACAAAACGGACGAAUCAUAUUUAUGCUAAUAAUAACAAAAAAUCUCGAUUGAUUGUCAAUCAUAAGUUAUGAUUAAAAGCAACAUUGUCCAUUGUGUCGUAUUAAAAAGUAAAAUUAACGUAUGUAUUUCUAUAUAAAUAUUUUUCCGUGACCAAGUACGAUCAACAGUGAGAAAUCAAAAUAUCAGAAACACCCCUUUCUUGCCGGAACGUGCAAAUGGAAAUCAUCAAAAAAAAAAAAACGAAAAAAAAUCGAAACAAAACAAAAACAUAGAAAUUAUCUUGGCUUUUUAUAGUCGCGUAUGCAUUUAUUAAACUCGUAAAUUUAAACAUAAUUCAUAGUACGAAUUCUUCAUAAUUUUAGUAAUUAUUUUAUUAGAAAAAAUGUUGUAUUCAGCUUGAAAUAAAAAUUUGAAUAAGUCAA